Molecule: messenger RNA, 4994 nt
Organism: Haplochromis burtoni (Burton's mouthbrooder)
Lineage: Eukaryota; Metazoa; Chordata; Actinopteri; Cichliformes; Cichlidae
Product: sterol 26-hydroxylase, mitochondrial
Exons: 9
Coding region: 1447-3054 (535 amino acids)
Biological process (GO): cholesterol metabolic process; cortisol metabolic process; C21-steroid hormone biosynthetic process
Cellular component (GO): mitochondrial inner membrane
Molecular function (GO): monooxygenase activity; heme binding; iron ion binding
Source: RefSeq, a predicted model, not a curated record
UUCCUAUAAUACCUGGUGGGCCAGUCUCUAGUCAAAAUGCCCGGGCCGAUUCUUUUGUUCCAGUCCAGCCCUGGUUAUAGUUGUAGUUAAAGUCAUAGUUUUCACAUAUAAAUCAGCAGCAAGCCUUAAAAUGAGGUGAAAAAUAAGACACUGCCUAUUUACACAAUGUGAUUUAUUUGACAAAAACUGAACUAAAAUGCAGAAGAAGCUUCUGAACACCUAAGUGCACCCCAUGAUAGAACCACAUUUAGCAGUGAUAACAUAAUUGUUUUCUAUUUAUCAGUCUAGCAUCCACUUUGUUGUACAUUGUUGUUUUAGGCCUCUUUUGAGGUCACACCACCACAUGUCCAUCACCACAUGUGACAGAAUGCUUUGGUACAAUGAGGACCUUAUGGUUGACUUGAAGACUGGAAGCUGCCCAAAUCAUCACCCCUUCACUACCUUGCUUCAUUGUUGCUAUAAUGUGUUUAGUUAUCUCCAAACAUACUUCUAUGCAUGCUGAUCAAACAUCUGGUCGUAUGGUCUCAUCGGUCUGCAAGUUUUGCGGUUUGUUCAGAUGCAGCUUUUUGAACAUAACCUGUGCUGCCCUGCUCUUUUUAGAGUAGAGGAUUUCUCCUGGCAACUCUUCCAAACUUGCUCAGUCUUUUUUUAAUUGUGCUAUCAUGAACUAUCAUGCUGACUGAGGCCUUCAGAGUUUGAGAUGGAGCUCAGGGUUUUUUUUACAGUUUCUCUGAGGGCUGCACGAUGCGAUCUUGGGUGAAUUAAUUGGGAUGCCCACUUCUGGGAAGAUUGUGGCAUUAUGGUAACAUGCACCUGAAUGCUUCAGACCAGAAAACUGCCAAAACGUCUGCUUUUACACAGGCGAUUACUCUUACUAAUGAUCAGUUAAUAAAGUGUAUUUAAUAAGAAGCACCUGGUUGCUACUUGUCCUCUGAAGUCCUUUUGAAGCAACUUUAGAAAAGGAAGCAUAUACUCUCUGUUUCACAUGACUGACUGUACUAGACUGGUCUUUUUUUGUUGUGUAUGAUUAAAGGGUGUGGAAGUGGAGCUCUAUCACCUCUGCUUGCCUUUCUGUAUUCACUGUACAGUACAGUAGGAGGGUACUGAGAUGAGACACACACAAAAAUAUAACUCUUGCAGUAUCCAAAGCAUGUUUGCUGGAGACUGAAAGUCGUGUUGAUCAGAUCUCACAUCUGUUUCGCUCAUCACACAAAUGUGUUUUAAAUUAAAAGCAUUCUUUUGAUUCAGUAACUAGAAACAGUCAUUGAUUUACUUUGACACUAUAGUCAGGCUUGCUUAAAAGCAGCCAUCUCACUGUUACUGAGCAGAAAAAUGUGAGUUUUGGUAUUUUUCCAUUUGUGGUCCUUUGUGGCUUCUUGUCUUUGUUGAUCCUUAAGAGCUGGGCUGGAAGGGUUAAACAUUUAGCAAGAUGUGGCGCCUCCCUUUAUGGCUAGUCUUCUGCAUGCAAUAGGAGCUCUCUGUAUUUUCUAUUCUCCCCUCAUAAUGGCUGCAUGGCUGUCCAGUAGACUGGUGAAGAGAAAAUGCAGCUCACUGCUGCCGUGCCCUAUCUCCCUGGCCCCAGUCUGCUCCAGAGGGGUUGCAAGGGUCUCCCCUGCCUCAGGGGCCCUCUCCACCAUCCAGAAAAAGCCUCAGACAGUGGAAGAUCUCCCACAUGUCAGCUUCUUGGAGUUUCUUUGCAGAGUGGUGUUUCAGGGUUUCCAUAAACGUAUGCAUGAGCUUCAGAUCUAUGAGAAGCAGCUGUAUGGGCCCAUUUACAGAGACGGACUCAGAUCAAUAUCCUUGAGCACCCCAGAGCUUUUGGCCGAGCUGCUGAGGAAGGAUGAGAAGUUCCCUUGUAGAGGAGACAUGAGUGUGUGGAGGGAAUAUCGUGACAUGAGAGGAUUCGGCUAUGGACCUUUUACAGAGGAUGGAGAGAGGUGGUACAAGCUGAGGGUGGUGCUUAACAAGCGGAUGCUGCAUCCGAAGGACUCGGCCCAGUAUUCUGGGAUUAUCAAUGAUGUGGUUAAAGACUUCACCAAGAAGAUGCGCAGUCUGUGCCAGUGCAGCCCAACAGGAGACUUUGUGACCAACAUUGCCAAUGAGCUUUAUCUGUUUUCACUAGAAGGAAUUGCCUCCAUAUUGUUUGAGACAAGGCUUGGUUGUCUGGAAGAGGAAAUUCCUGGUGGUACACAAGAUUUCAUCAAUUCCAUAGCCCAGAUGCUCUCCUACAACAUGAUAGUGUUUAUUCUUCCCAAGUGGAGCCGGAAUCUGCUGCCCUACUGGGGACGUUACAUUGCUGGCUGGGAGGGCAUCUUCAGCUUUGCCAAAAAAUUGAUUGACAAGAAGUUGGAGAUGAUUCAGCAGCGGGUUGACAACAAGCAGGAUGUGGAGGGUGAAUACCUGACAUACCUACUCUCAAACACGCAGAUGAGCACUAAAGAUGUGUAUGGCAGCGUCACUGAGCUCCUCUUAGCUGGAGUGGACACGACCUCCAACACUCUCACGUGGGCUUUGCACGAGCUUUCCAAGAACCCUGAUAUCCAGGAAAGACUCUAUAAAGAAGUGUCCACUAUGGUACCAUUAGACCGGAUCCCCACCGCUGCUGACAUCACUGGCAUGCCAUAUUUAAAGGCAGUUAUCAAAGAGACGCUGAGGAUGUAUCCUGUUGUUUCUAUGAAUGCGAGGAUCAUUGCAGAAAAGAAUGUUUCUAUUGGUGGAUAUGAGUUCCCAAAAAAAACGCCGUUCACCUUUUGUCACUAUGCCAUCAGCCAUGAUGAGGACACAUUCCCCGACUCGUUCACAUUUAAGCCAGAGCGAUGGCUCCGAGACGGCCGUGAGAGGCCAAACCCCUUCGGCUCCAUCCCGUUUGGCUUUGGAGUAAGAGGCUGUGUCGGUCGCAGGAUUGCUGAGCUCGAAAUGUAUCUCCUCCUGUUUCAACUUAUCAGGCAGUUUGAAAUCAAACCCGACCCCACACUGGGAGAGCUGAGAUCCAUCAGCCGCACAGUUCUGAUACCAGACAAACAACUAAAUUUGCACUUUGUGGACAGAAGAUAAGAAAAGACAGCAGACUGAGUGAUGGUGGUUUGUAUUAAGUCAGUGAGACGGGAGCAGAGGAUUUUAAACCUUUGUAAUCACAAACUGAAAUGCCUAAACUCAUCCAAUUUUAAAUGUUGUGUCAUCAAAGUAACGCUAUAAGAGUUCAACUUAACACUGUUCCUCUAUGUAUGUACUGCAGCAGUCAGCUUAUAGUUCUGUAUAUCCAUCCUCUCAUAAUAUCUUAGUGUACUUAGUGAUAUAAUAAUAAUUCUUUAUUUAAAACAGACAGUGCAGUUUAACAUAGUCCAAGUAUAAAACAUAAAACUGAUGUGCUGCACAUAACAUUACAGCUAUAGCUAAUUUUCAACAAUUGUCCCUUGUUGGGCUUACAUUCACAAUACACAGAGUUAAAACAUACAUUUUCAUGAAACCAAAAUACACCAUGAAUACAGCUACAAUUAACAGACAAUGUAAAAACAAACAAACAAACCCCACAAAAAAAAGAUUAAUUGAAAUCACUACAGCUCUGAUUUCCCUUUAACUAACUUUUAACCUUCAAUGUAAAGGAACUAAUAUCUGUAAUCAAUUUGAUAUCAGAUGGAAGUGUGUUCCACAGAUGGCAAGCCUUUAUGGAAAACGCUGAUUGUCCAAAUUUAGAUCUGCGAUAUGAUAUUUUGCGGUUGCCAUUCACUAUACUCCUAGUAAUGCGAUUACUAUCUUGUCUUUGGAUGCAUCUAUUAAGACACUCUGGGACCAGCCUAUUUAUACACUUGAAGGGUAAUUUAAGACAACACAAGUGAUUGAAGCUCCUAAACGAAGUCAAUUAUAUUUCUUUAAAAUGUGACAAUGAUUCCACCAAACAGAUUUUUUAUCCAUUAUUUUCAAAGAUUGAUUAUAUAAGGAUGCUGAACUGUAGAUGGUGCUGCUUGAGUCCAAACUGUCAUAAAAUAUGAAAAAUGAGAGAAUAUCAUGGAAUGUGUGGAGAUCAGAGAAAUACUUUACUGCUAUUGUUCAUGGUCAUCAUCAUUAUCAUUGCAUUAAUAACAUAAUCUACAGCAUUGAUAUUGUAUUCAGAUGUUUAAACAUAUUGGCACCCAAUUAGCCUUUAUUACAGGUGCAGUUAUAACCACUUUAAACUGUUGAGUUAAAUCGAUAAUCUUAAAUGCUUUGGAAUGCUUUUCAUAAUCUUAAAUGUUUAUAUGUAGAUUACAUUGCAUUAUAAAAGAAAGGCCUAACUCGGAGUACACUCUGUGCCAAAGUAGACAGGAAGCGCAGGCUUUUGCAGAGCGUCCUUGUGAAAGUGAAACUAAAGCAGAGUCUAAGUGUAAGUUACUUUGAGGAGCUGUUGGGAGGAUGCUAUUUGACUAACCAGGCUAUUCAUUAUUGUCUUUUAUUCAUUUAUAUAUUUUGAUUAAGCUUUUAGUAGAGGUUCUUGAUUAAAACAUUUAUUCAACAUAUUACAGAUAUAGUUUCAGUUAGGUUAUUACACAGAAGGAUGAGCCUCUGGUCUGGUGGAAAGGUUAUAAGGUUUAGCUGGUGAGGUGAGAGGUGAAACUGAGUGCAUUUCAGGUUGACACAUACACACCCACACACACACAGUAGAUAGACUCAUUUUUAGGUGAGAGGUUAAUCAUAUUUUGCUUGUGACUGCAAAAUUGUGCCUACAAAAGAACAGUUUGUUGCAGAACUGCUGCUGAUGUUCCAGACGAUAAGCGAGCGUCCGGCAGCGACAGGAAGACACCUGGCAUGGAGACGAGGCGAUGUUGCUUUUUCAAACUGUGUUAAAAGUCAUUGUGGUUUUGAAACUUAUGCAUGUGAUGACGCAUGAGGGGGCGUCAUAAAUUUCCCUGAAGGUAUUAAAAACAACUGAUUGUGUAUUGUUCGAGUGAGAUCGAUGCUGUCUGCGUACAGUGUUCAUCUGCCACACGUGUGUUCAUUAAACUCAUCGUUUGACUCCA